Messenger RNA from Frankliniella occidentalis (western flower thrips), 5500 nucleotides. RefSeq names its product serine/threonine-protein kinase N (gene Pkn). The record is from RefSeq and is a predicted model, not a curated record. The transcript is spliced from 17 exons. Gene Ontology annotation, molecular function: ATP binding; protein serine/threonine kinase activity. Gene Ontology annotation, biological process: protein phosphorylation; signal transduction. Bases 87 to 2981 code for a protein of 964 amino acids. NCBI's taxonomy places the organism in Eukaryota, Metazoa, Arthropoda, Insecta, Thysanoptera, Thripidae.
UCUCCCGCUUGUCUGUUUCAGAUGCCGUGACGUCGCCGGCGGCGGGUCAUGCGUCGGGUCAGGCGACGCCCAGCCAGGAUGACGCCAUGUGCGGAGACCAGCGCCUCAUCUCGCUGGAGAAGCAGCUCAACAUCGAGCUCAAGGUCAAGCAGGGCGCCGAGAACAUGAUCCAGAGCCUCACCUCGCGCAGCGGCCAUUCGCGGGACAAGAAGCUGCUCGCCGAGGCGCAGCAGAUGCUGCAGGACUCCAAGGCCAAGAUAGAGUUCCUGCGCAUGCGCAUGGACAAGAUGAGGAAGCACCACCCGCACCGCGCCGAUACCCCGAGCAACGGCGACCACCACCUCAAAUCGCUGGAGAGCCGGACGUACGAGCCCAACCUGGAGCUGCCUCUGGAGGAGCGCGUCGAGGAGCUGCGGCACCGGCUGCGCAUCGAGGCGGCCGUGGUGGAGGGCGCCAAGAACGUGAUCCGGCUGCUGCAGCAGAGCACCAAGGUCACCGACAAGCGUGCGCUGCAGGAGGCACAAGCGAGCUUGUCAGAAUCAAGUCGGAAGCUGGAUCUUCUGCGUAAGUCAUUAGAAAUGCGAAGAGCUGAGUUGCCUCCUGACUCCCCAGCAGCUGCUCAACUGAAGAGGGAACUGCAGAACGCCCAGGCUGCCAGUCCUGUACCUGUCACUUACACUAGUCUGCAGCCUUUCCGUGAUGGUAACAUGCUGGAUAAGCCACAACAACAAAAUAGCAUAGGAACCCGGUCACAGUCACUGAGCAGAGCAGCAUUUGUAACGGGAAAAUUAGAAGUUCGUUUGAUGGGCUGCCAAGACUUGUUAGAAGAGGUACCCGGUCGUUCUCGGAGGGAUAAGGACACUACUUCCAGUCCAAGUGGAGACCUUAGAUCAUUUGUAAAGGGUGUUACAGGAAGGAGCUCAAGUAAAUCAUACAGCAUAAAAGAUGAAACUAGCAAUGAGAUAAUGGCUGUGAUCAAGCUUGAUAAUCAAACUGUUGCCCAAACAAAUUGGCGGCCUUGCUCACAGCAAGCAUGGGAUCAAAGAUUCUCCAUUGAUCUUGACAAAUCAAGAGAACUAGAAGUUGGAAUAUAUUGGCGUGAUUGGCGCUCAUUAUGUGCCAUCAAAUUUCUACGCCUAGAAGAGUUUAUAGAUGACAUUAGACAUGGCAUGGCAUUACAACUAGAACCGCAGGGUCUUCUCUUUGCCGAGAUCAAGUUCCUCAACCCAAUGAUAUCACGAAAGCCAAAACUACGCCGGCAACGGAAGAUAUUCAAGCAGCAAGUGAAAAACUUCCCGAGAGCAACUCAAAUGAAUAUCAAUGUUGCAACUUGGGGGCGUCUAUUAAAACGCUCAUCUCCAUCUAUUCAAAACAACAACAGCCAUGGAAAUUCUCGUUCGGCCUCUGAAAGUCCACCAUCAGGUCGGUCUGUCCGACAACUGAAGCUGGGAGAAAAUGGAACUAGACAUUCAAAUGGUGUGGAACCCUUGGAUGCCACCAUUGUGGAAGAUAAAGCAGAGGCUCCUGGAGAAGCUCCUGAUCCACAAACAGCAGGCCUCUCGGGUGCACGGCCACUUGGGCUGGGUGUUGCAGUGCUGCCCCCGCUACCCCCAGAGAUGGUCCACAAGAAGCGGACGUCUCCGCUUCCCACCCCGCCGCCACCACCACCGAGGCUUGAUCCUGAGUUACAGAAUGCACUUCGGGAGUUUGACUUUCUGCACCAGGAGGGAUCUCCUGAUCAUCUGCAUCGGCACCACAGUGGACCUCUUAUUCGGCCUCUAUCGAUUCCUGGUCCUGAACAGCAGCAACAGCCUGCUCACUCAAGUCAUCAACGUUCUCCCUCACCCCAACCCGUCGUAGAAUUCCCCCAAGAUGAGGUUGUUUACGAUGAGCCGGAAAUUGUCAGGCGCCCUGCUGCCCGCGGUUUGGAAUACCGUGACAGUGCAUAUGAAUCACGUAGGCACUCUCAGUUUACAGGGAUGUCAUUGGAAAAUUUCAGGUUAUUGAGUGUACUUGGAAGAGGUCACUUCGGCAAAGUAAUACUGUCUCAGUAUCGCAACACGGGAGAAUACUUUGCUAUCAAGGCUUUAAAGAAAGGUGAUAUUAUUGCACGUGAUGAGGUUGAGUCACUUCUUUCAGAAAAAAGAAUUUUUGAAGUUGCCAAUCAGAUGCGCCAUCCGUUCCUUGUCAAUCUUUUUGCCUGUUUCCAAACUGAGGCACAUGUGUGUUUUGUCAUGGAAUAUGCAGCUGGAGGUGACUUAAUGAUGCACAUUCAUGCUGAUGUGUUUUCUGAGCCCCGUGCCAUUUUUUAUGCUGCUUGUGUUGUGUUAGGCUUGCAAUAUUUGCAUGAAAGUAAAAUCAUUUAUCGUGACUUGAAAUUGGAUAAUCUUCUACUGGACACUGAAGGCUAUGUGAAAAUAGCAGAUUUCGGCUUGUGCAAAGAAGGUAUGGGAUUUGGAGAUCGAACUGGGACUUUUUGUGGUACUCCUGAGUUUUUAGCCCCUGAAGUGCUGACAGAGACUUCAUAUACACGGGCUGUGGAUUGGUGGGGCCUUGGGGUUCUUAUCUUUGAGAUGUUGGUUGGAGAGUCACCGUUCCCUGGGGAUGAUGAAGAGGAAGUAUUUGAUUCAAUUGUUAAUGAUGAAGUUCGCUACCCACGUUUCCUUUCUCUUGAAUCUAUAGCAAUUAUGAGAAGGCUGCUGCGCAAGAAUCCAGAACGGCGCCUGGGUUCAAGUGAAAGAGAUGCUGAAGAUGUGAAAAAGCAAGCCUUUUUCAGACACAUAGCUUGGGAUGACUUAUUAUUACGUAGAGUGAAGCCACCAUUUGUUCCUACUGUUUCAUGUUCUGAAGAUGUGAGCAACUUUGAUGAAGAAUUUACAUCAGAAAAGCCUCAGUUAACUCCUCCUAAGGAGCCUAGACCUUUGACAGAUGAAGAGCAAGGUCUAUUCCGAGAUUUUACAUAUAUGGCUGAUUGGUGUUAACUCUGUAGCAGUAGGGUUAACCUUUAACUGGUUAAUUUCUCCAAAGCAAACCCUGUAAUUCAAAUGUUUUCCUGUUUUCUGUCUGAAUUUUAUUGUACAUUAUUUCAUUGAAAUUAAAACUUUUACUCACUUUAACAGUAUUAUAUAGAGAACUCUCUUGCAUUCUCUAAUUGGGUCUUCUGUUCAUUGGCAGGGUUUUUGUUGUUGUUUUAUUUUGCAAGUGUCUGAUGGUGGCAGACUUUCAUUUAAGUUUGGUUCCAUCAGACAGGAUCUCAGUAGUUUGCCUAUAAUAAGCAGGUAGCCACAUGCUACAUGUCUACCUUUAAAAUAGAGGGGUGAGCCAUAGAGUAGUCUCUGUGAUAGACUCAUUUGAGUCAGAGAAGUGCCUUGGAGGACAAUAUCACAAUUGAGAGCAGUACUAGAAUAUACACAUAGUGCUGCAUUUAAUGGGUAAAUUUCUUGUUGUGUCUCUUUAGUAGAAAUAAUAAACACCUUAUCAGUGCAUUAAACCUAGAAUUAAUGUUCUCAAACCACACUUGUAAAUAUCAAAAAUGUACCGUAAUUAAAAAAUUGUUAUUGCUCAGUUGUAAAUGGAGUUAAUUAAGAGUACUGACUAUCUGGUAGGCCUAACAUCUUUAAACUGAGCUGAAUAAGUAAUAGUGCUACUUAAUUUUGAAACAUAGAAUGCUGUUAAAGGACAGAUGUCCCAUUAUUUUACUGUACAAUUUUACAUAUUGCAAUCAUUAUGAAAUUUGUGCUCUUAAGCACAUGAACUACAUAAUUCAUAUCUAACACACCAUUCAGGGUGUGCUUUUUUACUAAUUCAGGUUGUUUUUGUACAUAUUACAAGUGGGCACUUAAUUGUAAGUCAUGAUUGUUGUUACUUUUAUCUUUAUGCAAUACGCUGAGCAGUAAAGCUCUAGCAAUUUUAUAAAUUUGUAUCAUUGUUUUAAAGUAAAUUUCCAUGUUAUUAGAUCAUAUUGCAAAUGGAUUCAUAUAUUAUACAUAUUUUUUAAGUGCAUUUUGAAAGGCUUGUAUGUUAGAGCAGUGCCUUGAAUAGACUGAUAUAUUUGCUGCUUUUAAUGGCCCAGUAAUUCUGUUUUCGUUUACUUAAAAUUGUACUACGCUAUAUAUAACUUGUUAUAACACAUAGGGUGUUUACUUUGAGUAAGACUUUAUCCAAGCUUUGCAUGAAAUAAGCAAUAUGUUAAUGGCCUGUGAUGUCAUUCUGGCCUCUUGGCUGAGUUACGCCUUUAAAAUUUGAAGAAAACUAUCUGUACCCCUGUAAAUAUCCAAGGAUAUUUGAUCUUGUAUGAGCCAUGAUGAUAUUAAAGUUUUCUUCACCUAGCAUUGUAGAAACCAUUACAAAUUUUUAUGACAGCUUGAUACAUCUGCAAAAGAAUUUACGGUAUACCAUAAUUUUCCUUAUUUUUGUAGUUCCUGAUCCUUAACUCCUUUGCUAUUUUUGUCUUCCAAAGGUUGUUUAGGUUCGCCAUUCAUUGAAAAUGGUUUUGGUACAUGCUUUUUUCUUUCACAUCAAUUCAAAUGCCAAGUAUUUUCCAUAUUUAAUUUUUUACUCAACUUUGGGACCCAUUUAUAGCUCAGUAUAUCAUUUUUGUGAAUUUGAAGAUAAAAUUAUUUUCAUCACAUGUAUCUGCUCAGUUUUGAGGAUGAUGUUUUGUGUGCGCCUGGAAAAAAAGUGGAUUGCUUGAACCAGGACUUUUAAUAAUGACUGUUUUAACACUUUGUAUUAUCUGAAGCAAGUGGUCUCCAAAAUAUUAUGUGAGUAUUUCAAAUCACACAUAUUGGAGUCAAUUACCAAGGUAACCAAUAUUUUUAUCAUUGGUCAUUCUUCCCCAACUUGUGAUAAAAGCCAUAUCUGUGUGCUAAUGUGUAGCAUGUUUGCGUUGUAUUAAAUAGUUUUGUGUUACCAAUGCUUGGACUAUUCAGUCACUUCAUGUACUGCCUUUAUAGGGAACACUAUGAUUAAUUUUGCAUUAUUAUUUAUGAUUCAAACUUUGUUCUUAAAUGAAAUCCUAUCCUAUUACUAAUGGUUGUGUUGUGAUUGUAGGAAGUACCCAAAUGUGUGAAACCUGAUAACAUAAUGUUACUGUUUGGCAAUUGCUCAUAUUCAAAUAUAUUGCAAUAGAAAGUUUCAUUAAAUCAUGUUAGGUCUUAUCCUUUGAAUGCGGGCACAUUUUUGCUUUAUCUCUUGUCUUUAACAGCUUAUUGCCAUGUUGCUCUAAGUGUGUGUGCCAAAAGACCUCAAUUCCUGUCUUAUUUCUAAUCUUGCCUGUCUGUGCAUACUUUGUAUAUCUUCUUGGAAUUUAAAUGUUGGUGCUUAGCAGGACUAUGGCAUUAAUCUGGUUUGCAGCAUGUUCGUUAUUAAAGGUUGAGAGUCUGAAAAUUUCAAUGAAGUUAUAUGUGCGAGAAAUAUUCUUUGUUUUCUUUGAGUAUGUAGACAUGCAUUGUAAAUAUUAUGACAUGUUAAUAAAAUCCUGAGUGGUACUAGUAGUCAA